AUGGCAGACAAGAGAGACAAUUCAGAAUACUGGGAGAACAAAGAGAGAGGUAAUGAGAGGGAGGAAUAUGAUGGUGGAGAAGAAGGGGAGGAAUGCCAUGACAGAGAAUGUGGAGAGAAUCUUGGUAGUGCUGAGGGAUGCGUUAAAACUGAUACCAACAGCUCUCAGAUUCUAGAGGAUAUCUGCACAGAGGUGCCUUCUGGUCCUCCACUCACCCAGCUGCUCAACUGGGGCCUUGAUGGAUAUGAUACUAGCAUCAGUGAUGAUCUGGUGCCUCAUGCUGCUACCUCAGAUUCUGAGCUAGACAAGAACACCUGUGUCAACUUGGAGGUCAAUCUGACUCCAAAAAUUUGCACCACCAUAGGCUCUGCUAUGGUAAAAGAAGCUCAAAAGCACUGUCAUAGCUCCUCAACAUCUUCUAAUGAGCCCCACUAUGAAAGACCUGGUUCCAGCCAUAAACCUAGGAGAAAAUGUAGGCAGCUUGGUGACCUAGGACACUAUGGAAGCAGCACACUUAGGCAAUUCCAGGAGACCAAUGACAUUACCAGCCAGCUUGGCUGA
Messenger RNA from Suillus subaureus, 561 nucleotides. RefSeq lists its product as uncharacterized. The transcript is spliced from 3 exons. Bases 1 to 561 code for a protein of 186 amino acids. The record is from RefSeq and is a predicted model, not a curated record. Lineage: Eukaryota; Fungi; Basidiomycota; Agaricomycetes; Boletales; Suillaceae.